Molecule: messenger RNA, 1272 nt
Organism: Durusdinium trenchii
Lineage: Eukaryota; Dinophyceae; Suessiales; Symbiodiniaceae
Source: the annotation of a GenBank genome assembly
AUGCCGGUCCUAGCCACCGGCGCCGCCACCACUGCUGCGGCGGGUGCAGUGGCCACUGGCGCGUUCAAGUACAACCGAGCCAACUAUCUCUUCGAUGCCGGCCUCCGCUUCUCCCGAUACACCUCAGGGUACAACUUCGCCAUGGCACAGGCCACACAGUACCGUCAAGACAUCCGCGACUUGACUGCCCUGACGGUCACCAAGAUGGACACCUACCACGUCAUUGGCGUGAUUUUCUUUGUGCUGAAUUUCCAGCUGAUCAUGGCUGGACGUUUGGGAGUGCACGGACCAUCACCUCCGGGCUACAUCAUGGGUCUCUACUGGGUGAACAUUUGCAGUGCCCUGAUGUUCCUUUGCGUGCUUAUUUGGUUCACUCUGCACGCCUCCGCUCGGGCCACCGCCGGCUCCGUGCACAUGCUCACGCGCACCGUGCGUCUGCCGAUCCCAACCCCAAAGCAGCUGGACAAGGCACGCCGCACCGGUAAUAUGUUCGAGAAGCAGCGCAUGACCGACGUCUUCCGCGUGCCCUUCGUGGUGCCAGCGCCCAAGGAAGCCACAGCUGAGGAGCAAGCGGACCCUGCCAAGAAGGUGGCGCCAGCUGGAAGCACCCGGAGGAUGCCCAAGUGGUACCAGGACGAGCAGAAGGAGCUGCAUGCCUCCAAGGGUGGAGCACAUCGCAAUGCGGUCCCCGAGCACUUCGAGCUCUACCGCGGCUUGCAACAGGAAUGGGCAGUGCACGACUGCUACUCGCGCAUUGGCAUCCUCUACUUCUUCUCGCACUGGCUCACCUCCGUCUCCUUGUACUCCCAGUGCCACUGCUUCGGUGAGCUGCGUGCGCUUUGGCCUGCCUGGAGCGUGACCUUUAUCUUCACCAUUGCUCAUUGGUGCCUCCUGAAGCUGGACAUUCAAGAGGAGUCCGAGAGCCGCUUCCUGGCCAUGCUGCCCAUUGAGCACCUCUUGCCCUUCACACCGAUUCUCACGGUUGCGGCCAUGUCCUUGGACUACAGCGUGCUGCGGCCGGGCGACGGUUGGAUUGCCGUGAUUUACUUGAUCUCUUGGGCUGCCUAUGUGAUCCACUUCUUGUGGGCCUUGAGGCUCUUCGAGCUGGCCAUGCCGCAUGCUCAGGCAGAUCCUCCUGAGAUCCCAGGGAAGCCAUGGACUCCAGGGGAGUGGCUGGGGGCGACGUUGCCGGCAGGUUCGCCAGCACCGUCUACAUCGUUGCGCCUCCCAAACAGCUCGAGCCUGGGAACACGUGCUUGCAGCAGGAGAUGA